AUGUCAGAACCACGGACGACAGGCGACAAAUCGAUCCUUCCGACGGGUGCAACCGACGCCAGGGAAUCAAACAAUGACGCCGGCGUCGAUCCCCGUCCUCGGCCGUUGUUCAACCCGCCGUCUACCGCUUCCACUCCCCUUGGCACGAAUCCACCAAGUCCCUGGAUCAUCACCCCGCCAGAGUUGCUUUUUACCGCCAGCCCCCAUUUGGAAACCCCCGAUAUCGACAGCGAAAUGAGGAUAAAGAUCAAUUCAGUGAGAUCUUCGGAUUCGAAGCGAUCACAGAAGACCGCUAGCGCGACGGCAAAAGACAUGAAAGCAAAAAAAGAAGAAAAAGAAGAAAAACAAAAAAAACAAAAAAAAGAAGAAAAAGAAAAAAAAGAAGACUUGACUUCGAUGCCAUCAAAGAAGACGGCUGGCGCGACGGCGAAAGAGGCGAAAGAAAAAAAAGACGAAAAAGAAAAAAAAGAUGAAAAAAAAGAAAAAGAAAACAUACCAUGGAUGAUAUCGUCGUCCGAGAAGCAAACCGACGACAAUCGAAUAGAAAAGAGCGAGGGUUUCGAGGAUGAGGAGGUUGCCGAGGAGGAGGUCGACCACCUCGAUCAAUCGGACCACGGACCAGACCACGACCGAGAGGAGGAUAGCCGAUCCGAAGAUGGCCAUCCUGAAGCAAACAUCGCGGAUUCGGACGACACGGAUGCCGUGCAAGAUCCGCAAGGGAACGCGAAGGAGUGGUUCCUCCCAAAUUUGGAGGACACCUUCGAGACCUACAUUGAUCACGGGUGUAUCCUUGACAAGCAAGGGUACCCGAUCUAUCCCAACGGAAAAACGAUCUUCGUGCGCAAACCUGGCAAGACGGUGACGAACUUCGGCACCGUUGGUUUUUCGAAAACAUCCUCAAGCAAUAAGCGAGGUAUCAACAACGAUUGGAAAGUUGUUUGUUACUUCUGCCUGGGGGCCCUGAAGCUUGAAGAGGGGAAAACAAAAUGUCCCGGUAAAUCAGGGAAAUGCAAGGGCAAUGUUACCCACAAGAAAUGUUGCCGAAACUCCGUGGCUGUAAGAUUCGAUUACCACUUGCCUACCGGAUGGGGUCUCCUCAGGCACAAGGGCACACAUCCGCAUCCGUGGCCUGAGGCUAAAAAGCCUGACCCCAUGUCCAAGGAUGAGUUGAAAGCAGAAAUUUUGAAGAAUCCGAGUGCGGGGGCACUUAAACUUAAGACUGGAAAGCGGACGGAUCCAGCUGCCGGCGCAAAUAGUGUAACUGAGAUCCAUCCAGCUUAUAUCAACAAAGACCGAUUGGCGUAUUACCGGCGUAAGAUGCUCGUCGAAUUGAACUUGGUUCCUGACAAACUUGGGGGAGGAAUAGGAGACAAAUUUGUCUUGGACAUGUUUGCGUGGGCUGCGCGUGGCUUGUUGAUAACGUCUGCUUCAUUCUUGCCACAGAAUGAACACUUCACAUUCCAAACCCAAUGGAUGGCCGAUCGACUACUUGCUAGGGAUGAGAAUAAUCAGGUCUACAGCGGGGUUCUCAUAUCCGAUGUCACGUACCGAUACUUCGAAACAGGCUACUUGCUCUCAACCUCAAUGUACUGUGAAGACCUUCACCGAUGGAUACCGAUCCAACUGACUUGGAUCCGCGGGUUGAGUGAGGAAUACUACAAACUCCAUUUCACCACACUCCUCAGACAGUUUCAAGCCGCACCAGUAACACCUGCCGAACGUGACACGCUAGUCCGCCAAGUGGUUGACUUCUCCAGUGCUCAAGCCGAGGGAUUUGUCUCAGCGUAUCUGGAAGUCUUUCGUCAGGGAACUCGGAAAGAGGUGAAGCGCAUGCUGAAAGGGCGUCGGGAGCAUUUCCGCCAGUCUGUCACACGAAUCAAGCGUAAUCGGUCUCUCAUGACUGCUGACGAGGAGGAGCCUUUCCGAAAAGCAUGCAUGGAUCUCUUGGAACACCAAGAAGCCGGCGGGAAGACUCAUGAAGAGAAGGUGGACUUCAUUAGGCGACGUUAUCCCAAAGUUCGCAAGUGGCUUGAUUGGUGGACGGUUUCUGACAUUGAGGCCCUCCUCUUUCCAUCGCGACAACCCCGACUUGAGGAUACUCCUGACGGUCUUCCCGAUACUACCAAUGCCCAGGAGAGUAUGCACCGGAUCUACUACAGGCUGAGUGACGGAAAACAGUGCAUCAUGGUUGGAAUGGUUGACCUGUUCUCCUUUGUAAAAAUGUUGGAAGAAGAUUGGAAAGCUGCGAUGAAGGGGAUCCCGAUUUCCUAUGGGGCCAACCCCACCACGGACAUUGGCACCACCCUUGGUAUUGUGAAGAAACGCAAACGUGGCGAAGGGAAGUUCAUCAAUGAUGGAAGGCCCCCGGACACAACAGACGAGCUUGUUGAUGGAAAGAAGAAGAAAAAAGCGAAGCUUGGCAGGCCCCCCAAUUCAACAAACUUCAACAAAAGCCUCUGGUCAGCUUAUCCAUCUUACCACGCGAAUAAGGACAACCCAACUCGAAGAAACCGCUGUUGGCUCGCCGCAGGUCUUGAAUCUCUUUAUGCUCUUUUCAGCCCAUUAUGGCUCCGUGGAAUCAGCGGUCAUGGGAAGGACGUCUUCACCGCAAUCGCUCAUCACUUCUCAUGUCAAUCAACUGGCGAACUAAAUGGCAGUAACGCAAUUCGUUCAACUUUGACGCGUGGACAAAACAUGGUAUUCGAUGUUCUCAGUCCUAAAUAUCCAGGACGAUUCCUUCCCGGCGCGUUUGCUUCUUGCGAUUACUUCCUUGAGGUCGCGUUGGAUCCCCAACUUCACAAGAAGGAUGAGUAUAAGCAGCUCUUCUCGAUUGAUGAACAUCGAACUUUCACCUGCGAACUCCAGCCGAAUAAAUUGCAGAAGCACUCCACUCGAGAUCACCGCACCCUUCAUGUCUUGACAAUCAAGCCGCAGAUGUUUGAUGAGAAUCGGAUUCCUCACUCUGAUGUAUCAAAGCUAAUCGAGAUGUGGCAAACCGAUGGAUUGCUGGCAACUUCGGGUAUGAUCUGCAAACACUGCAAUCCAAACAAACCAAAACCGAAGCUCCCGAAGAACGCCAAAAUUCAAAAAGUGUCUUCCGAUGUCGACAUUGUCAAGCUGCUUGGAUCCUCUGAAAACACAUCACACCACAUAAUUGAUCGAUCAAGAUUGGCUGUCCCAGCAAAUGGAGCCCCGCUUCAUCUUAAUUUCUAUGUAGAUGUCACCGGCAUAACCGACGAGAAACAGAAAAAUAACUUUAUGGGAUCGAUCGAUUGGCCGUUCAAGAUUAACGUUGGAGGCGCCACAUACACUCUGAUCUCCCGGGGCUACUGGCAACAUAAUCACUACUGGUGUAAGGUCCUUCGAAGUGCUAACAUCUCAGCUGACAAGGGUAGUUUGACCGCAAUUUGGUUACACAACGACGCCGAGAAUGAUGGGUAUGCUCAACAGAUCAAUCGGGUUCCCAGUUCAAUUGCCGGAGUGGAAGAAAACACAAGCUGGCUCCUUUAUUCGCGCGACUGGACACCUUCGGAGGAAGAAUAUGUCAACAACGCGAUUCAGAAAAUCAUAGCCGAAAAUCCAGAAGCUGCUGGCGAUGUCCCUUUCAAGGAGAUGAAGUCAAUUUUGAACACAUCACACAGCUCAACGUUAAUUCCCCACACCACCACAAACGAAGUUAAAUCUACUCCUCCAACUACUGUCACAUCCCAGGCCAGAGAAAAAUCGCCUUCAACAACUACGGGUAAUGCUCCAAAAAAUUACACUUCACCAGUCAAAGGAACAACUCCGAUUGCACAACUCGCCUCUCAAAUGAAUGCACAGAUUGCUCGAAAGUAUGCACUAGACCAAAAAGAACCAGACACCAAACAACAGUGUUCCUUGGAUGCAGAAGUCACACUGGAAAUAGACGAAUCAUUCCUCUCGGUUGGCGACAAAUCUCAUGGUGAUCAAUCUUUUGUGCUUGGCGAUCAAUCUCUUGGCGAAUCUCAUGGUGAUCAAUCUUUUGUGCUUGGCGAUCAAUCUCUUGAAUCCCAUGGUGAUCAAUCUUGUGGCGAAGAUGGCAACAAAGACGGCGGUGAUCAAACCUUUUCUCUUGGUGAUCAUACUGGCGAAGACGGUGGUGAUCAAACCUUUUCUCUUGGUGAUCAUACUGGCGAAGACGGUGGUGAUCAAUCUUUUGCUCUUGGUGAACAGUCUCUUGGCAAUCAAACUGGUAAUCAGUCUCUAGCGGAUGAAACAGAUGAUCAUGUUACUCAAACUCAGGUGAAACACAGUCAGGAGGAUGAAGAAGUCCCUCAGAAACCUCCAAUACGGUUCAAGGUCAUACUGAGACCACCUGAGCAACGAUCACCUCCAAGUACCAAAGGAAAAACCCAGGCUUCAAGACGAUCAGUGAGAAAGAAAAAAUGA
Molecule: messenger RNA, 4410 nt
Organism: Puccinia graminis f. sp. tritici CRL 75-36-700-3
Lineage: Eukaryota; Fungi; Basidiomycota; Pucciniomycetes; Pucciniales; Pucciniaceae
Exons: 7
Coding region: 1-4410 (1469 amino acids)
Source: RefSeq, a predicted model, not a curated record